This is a messenger RNA of Dermacentor andersoni, 939 nucleotides long. Lineage: Eukaryota; Metazoa; Arthropoda; Arachnida; Ixodida; Ixodidae. The record is from RefSeq and is a predicted model, not a curated record.
AUGGCAGCCUCCAAUCAGAUUGGUCAAGUAGAAGCCUUCGACGAAACUGCCGUUGAGCGCGCACUGGCUCUGGAAGAAGCCAAGAAAAACGUUGAGGAAGCGCACGCGAAAGAAGCUGCCGACGAAUUGCACAAAAUGGGCACCGAAGGCGAAACGAAAAGGAAGCGAUUUUUCGAGUGUUAUCGCUGUGGCUCCGACAGUCAUUUUUCCCGCGCUUGCCCGCAUAUCGCCGAUAAGUGCACGAAGUGCGGCAAGAAGGGCCACAUUCAGCCUGCCUGUCGUGGUCCAAAACAGAAGCCGGCAAGUUCCGGAAAGUUGGUACGCACUCUUCAAAGCGACGACACAGGCAAUGUCCAGAUGCUGUCUCAAAGAACCCGGCAUCCCAUCACCGUCGAAGUCGAAAUUCAGGGUGUACCCUUGCGCAUGGAGUUAGACACAGGUGCUACAGUGUCUGUGAUAUCACGGCAACAGUUCAAGAAGCUUAGACCGCCUUCGAAGCUGGAACCAACAGCACUGCGACUGAAAACAUACACAGGAGAAGUCCAACCCUGCGGCGGCUUCAACGCGGCCGUACGAUACAAGGACCAAGUCGGUGACCUUCCAUUGUGCGUCGUAUACUACGGCGGACCAGCUCUACUAGGACGCGAGUGGCUCGAAACUUUUCUCUUGGAUUGGGACGAAAUAUGCGGUUUACACAAGCUGUGCAACGAUUCGCACGCUGACGCAAGCCAAGAGGACCACGGCACGCGACAGAGAGCACUCCUCGACAAAUAUAACACCAUUAUUGACGACAUCCUUGACAAGAUAGAAGUCCCAGCUCGAAGUCGGGCACUCAAGUCUGCCGAUGACCUCAGGUACGGCAGAAACGCUCGUGCGACGGAGAAGCCAGGCUUCCAGGACCUUUCCUUCGGUAAAAGGCCGACUGCCCAGUUUGGUUAG